UGAUGCUGUCAACAGAGUAAACGAAGGUUGAAAAGUAGGUAAAAGGUUUUUAAACAUUUUACUACUUGUAACAAUAUAACAGUGAUUUGACCAUGCAUAGGAUUAAGUAGAAAGUGCACAUUAUGUGGGCUGCAUUUUAGUGAGCACAUGAAAACAACGCGCAUACAGUUCUAUCCAAUGAAAAAUUAAUUGAUCUAAACUCGAAAACAGUAGGUAUGUAAUAUUUAUUUAUAACUGCAUAGACACCAAUUGGUUGAAAUAUUAUGGAUUAUGGAUAAUAUCGAAGUGGAAUCAAAUGGUUCAUAUAGUUUAGACAGUCUACGAUCAGAUGUUUCAAGUUUAUUGGGCUUGAGCGCAUAUGGAGCCGAAUUUGCAGAAUUGAAACAGUUAGUCAACGAUUCAGAGCACUAUGAGCAAAUUUCAGCUUCCAGUUCAACGUCAGAGGCGGAUAGAGACUUAAUAACCAAGGAAUAUGAGGAGCCCGUCACAUACCUUCAAGGCAACGGUAAGAAUGCAAACCGUAUCCAGAAACUAGUCAAAACAAAUAGACAAUUAGAGUUAGAGCUGGAAAACUCCAACAAGCAAAUUGAACGCCUGAUUCGUAAUUAUCAAAACAAACAGAAUUUGCAGGCUUUUCAAAGCACAUUGGAUUUAGAAAAGGAAAACUAUCAGUUAAAAUUACAGUAUUCCAAAUUGCGGAAACAAUCUGCUGCAACUCAACAGGAGCGAGACGAAUUAAAUAGAGAAAACGCACAUUUGAAAGUUAGUUUGGAGGAAUGCACAUUGGAAAGGGACAUUCAACUGAAAUCAAUUAAUUCCUUGAAGGAGAAAGUUUGCGAGCUGCAUGUAGCAAAUGAAAAUCUGCUAAAAUAUGUCAGCAAUUUGAAAUUUACUCAAAACGUUUUAAACGCAAGACUUUUAGAUUCGUACAGAUCAAGAAUUUGGUACAAGAAACAGUUGGCUGGAUGCCAACAUGCUAAGUCAAAGUUCCAUGGGGAGUUAAUAACUUGCAAGAGCGAAAUCGCCGAUUACAUAAAUCAGAUUUCGGGCUUAACUGCCGAUCUAAUCCAAUGCAAAAAUGAAUACGAACAAUUGAUUGAAGCCUCAAAUGAAAAACUGGCUACCCCUAUUAUAUCAUUGCCUUUCGACAUUAAGAAAUGUGAACAGCUUGCAAGUUGCGCAGAUUCGGUAGAAAAGAGUGCGGUGUUAAAUAACACCGCAUCUCAAGAAUAUGUUUAUAUUCAAACCAUUGCAGAGUUGAAGGAAGAAAUCGGCCAAAUCAGAGCAGCGAAUCUGGAUAACCACAGAAGCCUGGACAAUUUAAAAUGUAAACAUUCCGCUACAAUUGCUAUGAAUUUGAGUUUGGAAACAAUUCUUACGCAAAAAGAUUUAGAUAUUAAACUAUUAACAUGCUCGAAGGAUGACUUGAUAGUCCAAGUGGAAUGUUUGAGAAGCAAAAACAAAGAACAACUUUCGGAAAAUCAACAACUUAAAAAAAGCUUAUUGAUUUUGGAAGUGAAGCUGCACCACAGGAAAAGAGAAAAUGCAAAUGUGGAAAACUGUAUAGAAGCCAUCAGGGACCAGUUGAUAGGAUUGAACAAAAUUCAUCAAAAAGUAAAAAAUGAACUGUAUUUAAAAACUACAGAACUUGCCACCCUUAAAGAGAACAAUCGAGAAGUUAUGGACAAUUGGUCUGUAUGCAAACUGAGGCAAAAUAAACUAGAAACUCUCAUUGCCCGCCUAAGAAAGGAUAAUGAAUCUUGUGAAUCAAGUAUCAAAGAAUUAAAGGAUGAACUGGUGAAAAUAAAAAUCAUAGGUGAAAAACGACAAUUUCCCCAAGAGACACCUAGAACAUCAUCGAAAAUGAGAUCGCCACAUUCCCAUCACAAAUGCGACAAUGCAACUAGUGAAAGGAGCCUAUCCGUUCUUGAAUUAACGAAUUUAAAUAUGGAUGCUUUUUCACAGCACAAUUUGGAACGAAUUACCGAUGAUCAGAAGGUUGAACUUCUAUUCAACAAUCAGCCGUUUCCAAACAGUUUUAAGUCAAAUGUUGAUGUAACCAGCACAUCUUUACCUCCUUUCCACAACAGGAAAAACUGUAUUGCAAAACUUCAUAUUGAGGGGUUUGAGAAAGGGAUGGAUACAACAUUGGAAUACCUAGCGGACCCGAUAAAUGUGUAUGGAAGAAGAUUGAAUCCUGAAUACGACAGUGCUGAUAAAUUACAGAUAAAUAAAAUUAAAGAGUUAAACAUUCUUCUACAAGUGAAGGAAAGAGAAAUACAGGAAAAGCGAAGAAAAAUGGACACAAACAAUCGAAUUCUUUUAAGAAAGGUUAAAGAACACAUGAGAGGUAGAAAUGCUGCGGAGAAACAGUUAAAACAGCUUCAAGAAUUAUAUAACCAUCUUGCAUGCGACCGCAAUAAUCUAAAGAUGCUUUUAAAUUCGAGAGACUCUGAAUUGAAGACUUUACAAGAAUUGUGUGAAGACUUUAAGGUAGAGUCUGAGAAGCAAAGAACCUCAAUAGUAAUUUUAGAGUAUCAGUUAAGGAAGAUCCAGACCUGCUGGAAAUGUAUGAAAUUGCAGGAAAAUAAUCAGUGUCUGGAAGCAGAAUUGGACCAAGCAAAGAAGGAUGUAGAACUACUCCAAAGCAAGAAUAACGUAUUAGAAACUAAAGUUUUGUCUCAACAACAACAAAUUGUCACAUUAAGCUCGGAAAAUGAAGGUAAAAACAUGGAAAAUGUACAACAAGAACUGCUUGAAAAGCUGCAAAGUCAGUUAGUAAAUGCUGAUAAAUACUCGGAGAAAAAUGAAAAAUUAAACGCAAAAUUAGCAGACUGUGCAAAUCGGAAUGAGAUUCACUCAACUGAACUACAAACACACUCUUCUAAUUUUCAUCGCUUUGUUGAAUUUUGUCAAGAGUUACAGCAACAGGUUGACGGCUUGCAAAACCGACUUUUUGAGGAGAACACGACUUUUCAAAAGCACAUUGCUGAUUAUAAGAGCAAGAUGCAAAGCUUGCAAACCAUUAUUCAAGUCUUGCAUAAUGAUAGGUCUUUCCUUCACCGGAUUUCUAGGGAUUUGAAAUUGUCUCUAAAUUCAUGUAUGGGCCGUAAUCAGAAACUGCAGGAACAAAUUCGAUUGUUCAGCUCAGAUAAUCAUGUUUUGAAAAGCCGCUCGAGGUUUCUGGAUGACAGAUUGCCUGUAGGAAACUGGGAUGAUACAUCGAUUAACCAACUGUUGCAAAAAUGUUCGGGCACGUCGGAUAAAGCAGUUAUAGGUGGUUUGCAAAGCCACUUGAACGGACUUCGGGACGAAAUAUUCAAUUUACAAGAACAAAUAUUGAGGAAAAAGAGUGAGACAUGUUAGAAGUGAUAUUAGAUUAUUUAAGCUAGAUUAAUUUAAUUUAAUAGCCUUCUCAACCGAGGUGGUUAGGUAGACUUUGUUUUAUUACUGCAAUAUUUUAUUUGAUUAGAUUUUGAGUUUACCGUUAAUUUGUUGAAAUAUUGCAAUAUUUGAUAGCCUGACGAGCUUCCCAAACUUCGCUUUAGUAACGCAUACCGUUUAAAAGUAGCAUAAGCUUUUGCAACUUUGACCAAAUUGACUUUGAAUCAUAUUGAAGAUUCAAAAUGUUAUGGAAUGGAAUACAUUUUCAUUGAAUGAAA
Molecule: messenger RNA, 3662 nt
Organism: Dendroctonus ponderosae (mountain pine beetle)
Lineage: Eukaryota; Metazoa; Arthropoda; Insecta; Coleoptera; Curculionidae
Product: putative leucine-rich repeat-containing protein DDB_G0290503
Exons: 6
Coding region: 271-3366 (1031 amino acids)
Source: RefSeq, a predicted model, not a curated record